This is a messenger RNA of Lacerta agilis (Sand lizard), 8457 nucleotides long. RefSeq names its product phosphatidylinositol-4-phosphate 3-kinase catalytic subunit type 2 alpha (gene PIK3C2A). Gene Ontology annotation, biological process: phosphatidylinositol-3-phosphate biosynthetic process; cell migration; phosphatidylinositol-mediated signaling. Gene Ontology annotation, cellular component: phosphatidylinositol 3-kinase complex; plasma membrane; cytoplasm. The record is from RefSeq and is a predicted model, not a curated record. Bases 220 to 5322 code for a protein of 1700 amino acids. Gene Ontology annotation, molecular function: 1-phosphatidylinositol-4-phosphate 3-kinase activity; 1-phosphatidylinositol-3-kinase activity; phosphatidylinositol binding. The transcript has 33 exons. Lineage: Eukaryota; Metazoa; Chordata; Lepidosauria; Squamata; Lacertidae.
AGCGCUGGGAGCAGAAAGAGGCGGGGAAGCAGCAGCAGCAGGAGGAGGAGAAGCGGGUUUGGAGUCGAGCUCGCCAGUAAGUUUCUCCGCGGCGGGGACGACGGGAAAUGGCUGCGGCGACGGCUGGUGCUUCGGGAUGAAGGCUCGUUGAGUGCUUCUGAAUCUAGCUUUGAACAUUUUGGGGCCAAGGAUUUGCAGAAGAGGUGACUGGAGUUGUUAAUGGACAUCUGUUUUCACGGCAUGGCCCAAAUAUCUAGCAGCAAUGAAGUCAAACAGCGUUCAUCACCAUCUUUGGGCACAGCAAAGGCAAAAGAAGUGGACAAAGAAGAGGCGCUGCAGAUGGAAGCUGAGGCUCUAGCUAAGAUGCAAAAGGAAAGAGUGGUAGCUGGUAACAGACAAAGUGUUGACAUUUUAAGCAACUCUUGGCCAACUGUACAAUCCCACAGGAAACAGGACCGUGAUCUUAUGGUGUUUCCAGAGUCCGAUGCCAAGAGAAAGAUGGAUGAUAAGUUAAAUACAAUUGAGAUAGAAAAACUAACCCAUGCUGAGCUAGAGAAACUACUACUUGAGGACAGUUUUGAGUCAAGCAAACAUACUGCGUUGCCAGCAACUCCUAUUCUGAGUUCAUCAUUUUCUUCACAGUUUUAUGCCAACCCUACUAUUCAAAGCGGACAGUGGACACCUGGGUUUCCUGGGCCUUCUACUUGCACUGUACCUUCUAUUUACCCAGCAAAUUCUUACAGCAAACAAGUUGGUAUCUUUCAGAAUGGCUUCCAUCCAGGUAUGUCCACUUACCAGUCUUCAAAGCCUAUUUAUCUAAGUCUUCCAGAGAGGUCCCAGUACGUUUCCUAUGCACUGCCUGCUACUUCAGCCUUCCAUCCACAGAGAAGUUUGCCUAUAUAUCAUCCAACACUUACCCCUGAAAUGGCAAAAGUAUUUGAUAAGAUAGCAAGCACUUCAGAAUUUCUGAAAAAUGGGAGAUCAAGCACAGACUUAGAAGUGACGGCUACUAAAUCUACAGUUAACUUACCAACCUCUGAAAACUCCAGUGAUAUUAGUAAAUUUGAUUGGUUAGAUUUGGAUCCUUUAAGUAAACCAAAAGUCGACAGUAUGGAUAUAUUGUAUACGGCAGAAGAUGGUGCAAAGGUGGCUUGUAGUACAGUUGUAGAAGAUCCUUGGGAUGCUGUGCUACUGGAGGAGAAUUCCCCAGGGAAAUGUCGUCUUGAAAGAAAAGUUAGUGGGAAGUCUUCUUCUGGGGCAACAGUUACAAGAAGUCAGUCUUUAAACAUUCGAACCGCUCAGCUUACUAAGUUACAGGGCCAAACAUCACAGACUGACAAUGGGACCAGUAACCUGCCAACAGGAAAUAAAUUUAUCAAAAAUGGUGAUGGCCAAGAUCAAGAACAAGCAGCAUUUUGUGAUGCUAUUGCAAAGUUGAGGACCACGUUUCCCCAUGACAAUCAUGAUACAAACUCAGGCUUUGUGUUGAGCCCAGUAAUGUUGCAAAGAAACAUCAGUGGAGAGAACUCGAGCAUCAAGAUUUCAAUAGAAAUUGAAGGUUUCCAACAGCCAGUGAUAUUUACAUGUGAUGCAAGUUCUCCAGUUGAGCUUAUAAUAAUGCAAGCACUUUGCUGGGUGCACGAUGACUUGAAUGAUGUAGACAUUGGCAGUUAUAUCUUGAAGGUUUGUGGACAAGAAGAAGUUUUGCAGAAUAAGCACGGUGUAGGAAGCCAUGAAUACAUUCAGAACUGCCGAAAGUGGGACACGGAUAUUAAACUGCAGCUCUUGACCCGUAAUGUUAUAUGCAGAGAUUUGGCACGAACAGAAGAUGAUGACAGUACACCUGUAGAUUUGACCAAGCAUCUUUAUCAUGUAGAAAAGCUUUUCAGAGAGAGCAUUCAAAGUCACUCUCUUGAAGAGCUGUUGGAAGCUUAUCAUAAUCAAGUCGAUAAACUACUUAACAAUGAGAACCAGACUAAAGCUGUAGAUCAUAUCAUUAAAGCUGUUCGAAAAAUUUGCUAUACAUUGGAUGGGGUAGAGACUCCUGCAAUUACAACAUCUGUAAAGAAGCUAAGAAGAGCAGUUAACCUUCCAAGGAGUGCGAGUCCUGAGGUGUCUUUAACAUCUUCUGAUGAGACUAGCAAGAAUGCGGUUGGUGCCUUGCAACUUGAAAACCCUCUGCAAACGAGCAUAGAUCAGCUGACUUCAGCAGUAUAUGCUCUUCUUCAACUCCACUUGAACUCGUGCAGCAGUCCCUUAAACACUCCAAAGGUUCAGAAAAGCACUAAAGAAGCAUGGACUGCCACAGAGCACCUCCAGUUCACAAUAUUUGCAGCUCACGGAAUUCUUAGUAGCUGGGUCUCUGUUUAUGAAAAAUACUAUUUGGUUUGUUCUCUGACCCACAAUGGAAGAGAUCUUUUCAAACCUGUGCAGUCCAAGAAGGUUGGCACUUAUAAGAAUUUCUUCUAUUUGAUUAAAUGGGAUGAAUUAAUAAUUUUUCCUAUACAGAUCUCUCAGUUGCCAUUAGAAUCUAUCUUAUGCCUUACCCUCUUUGGAAUAUUAAAUCAAAAUGGUGGUGGUUCGCCUGAUUCCAAUAAACAGAGAAAAGGUCCUGAGAUGUUGGGUCAAGUUUCCUUACCUCUUUUUGAUUUUAGGCGAAUGUUGACUUGUGGAACAAAACUUUUACACCUUUGGACACCUCCCACAAACCUUGUCCCUGGAGCUGUGCAUAAAAAAGGAAAUUUAAUGGAAAGAAUAGUAUUGCAGAUGGAUUUCCCUUCCUUAUCAUUUGAUAUUGUAUACAAAAUUCCUCAAGCUGCAAACAGUACCACAUGUCAUUCCAUAGAAACAUUGGAAAAAGAUUCAAGAGAACGUCUUCUUUCCAUUCUUUCCAAGGAGGGUAGACUUGGAUUGUCUAGAAAGGAUAAAGCAUUUUUGUGGGAGAAGAGACAUUAUUGCCAUACAUAUGCAAGCAGCCUUCCAAAGAUAUUGGCCAGUGCACCAAACUGGGAUAUGACAAACCUGCCUGAAAUAUAUUUGCUGCUUCAGCAGUGGCCUCCCUUACCUCCUCUAACUGCAUUAGAAUUGCUGGACUCCAACUUUGCAGAUCAGGAAGUAAGAACAAGAGCUGUGCAGUGGAUUGAGGCGAUUAGUGAUGAUGAACUUGCUGACUUUCUUCCCCAGUUUGUGCAGGCACUAAAAUAUGAAACCUAUCUGGACAACGCUCUAGUCAGAUUCCUUUUGGCCCGAGCAUUAGGAAAUAUUCGAAUAGCACACUAUUUAUAUUGGUUACUGAAGGAUGCCUUGCAUGAUAUCAAACAUGGUGUAAGGUAUGAGCAUAUCCUUGGUGCCUUCCUUUCAGUCUGUGGCAAAGGAUUGAGAGAAGAGCUGGAAAAGCAGACAAAAUUAGUACAGAUUCUGGGAACCGUGGCAGAAAAAGUAAAACAAGCAAGUGGAUCUUCCAGACAGAUUGUCUUACAAAGCGGAAUGGAGCGUGUUCAGUCCAUUUUCUUAAAAAACAAAUGCCGUUUGCCUCUCAGUCCCAGCCUUGUAGCUAAAGAACUGAAUGUCAAGGCAUGUUCCUACUUCAGUUCUAAUGCAGUACCUCUUAAACUUGCUCUGGUGAAUGCAGAUCCCUUGGGAGAAGAAAUUAAUGUCAUGUUUAAGGUUGGAGAAGAUCUGCGCCAAGACAUGUUGGCACUGCAAAUGAUAAAAAUUAUGGACAAGAUCUGGUUACAGGAAGGACUGGACCUGCGGAUGGUUAUCUUCAAGUGCCUUUCAACUGGCAAAGACAGAGGUUUGGUGGAGCUUGUUCCAGCUUCAGAUACACUUAGGAAAAUUCAAGUAGAGUAUGGAGUGACAGGGUCCUUUAAAGAUAAGCCCCUUGCAGAAUGGCUAAGAAAAUACAACCCUACAGAAGAAGAAUAUGAAAAGGCUUCUGAAAACUUCAUAUAUUCUUGUGCUGGGUGUUGCGUGGCCACCUAUGUCCUAGGUAUCUGUGACCGUCACAAUGACAACAUCAUGCUUCGAAGUACAGGACAUACAUUCCAUAUUGAUUUUGGAAAGUUUUUGGGCCAUGCACAGAUGUUUGGGAGCUUUAAGAGGGAUCGGGCUCCUUUUGUGCUGACAUCAGAUAUGGCCUACGUUAUCAACGGUGGUGAAAAACCUACCAUCCGUUUCCAGUUGUUCGUAGAUCUCUGCUGCCAGGCUUAUAACUUGAUAAGGAAACAAGCCAACCUUUUUCUUAACCUCCUAUCACUGAUGCUCUCUUCUGGAUUACCAGAACUUACUGGAGUUCAAGACUUGAAAUACGUCCAGGAUGCUCUUCAACCCCAAACUACAGAUGCUGAAGCUACAAUUUUCUUUACAAGGUUGAUUGAAUCAAGUUUGGGAAGUGUUGCCACAAAGUUCAAUUUUUUCAUUCACAACCUUGCUCAGCUGCGUUUUUCAGGCCUGCCUUCCAAUGAUGAGCCCAUCCUCUCUUUUUCUCCCAAAACACACUCGCUUAAACAAGAUGGUCGUAUCAAAGAGGUGUCUGUCUUUACAUACCAUAAGCGAUACAACCCAGAUAAAUAUUAUAUCUAUGUUGUCAGGGUUUUAAGAGAGGGGCAAAGUGAACCCACAUUCAUUUUUCGGACAUUUGAUGAAUUCCAGGAAUUCCACAACAAGCUUGGCAUCCUAUUUCCUCUUUGGAAAUUACCAGGCUUUCCUAAUAAGAUGGUUUUAGGAAGAACACAUAUAAAGGAUGUAGCAGCCAAAAGGAAGGUGGAACUGAACAGCUACAUACAAAGUUUAAUGAAUGCAUCUGCAGACGUUUCGGAGUGUGAUCUUGUUUAUACAUUCUUUCAUCCCAUACUUCGUGAUGAAAAAGCUGAAGGAAUAGAUGGAAUAGCUAAGUGUACAGAUGUGAGCCCUUCAAGUCCUACCUCGGGCAAAGUAGGAGGAGAAGUUAAACUAUCUAUCUCCUAUAGAAACAGCACUCUGUUUAUCAUGGUGAUGCACAUAAAGGAUCUGGUGACUGACGAUGGCACAGACCCAAAUCCAUAUGUGAAAACAUACCUGCUUCCGGACAUACAUAAAACCUCUAAACGGAAAACCAAGAUAUCACGGAAAACAAGAAAUCCAACAUUCAAUGAAAUGCUUGUAUACAGUGGAUAUAGCAAAGAGACCCUAAAGCAAAGGGAACUUCAGCUAAGUGUGCUCAGCGCUGAAUCGCUACGUGAGAACUUUUUCCUGGGUGGUGUCACACUCUCCUUAAAGGAAUUUAACUUGAACAAGGAGACUGUCAACUGGUAUCGACUUGCUGCUGUACCAUAUUUGUGAACCUGGCAGCUGAGAGAGGUGAAAAUAAGAACAGAAUUGAAAAAACUCAACUUCACCCGUAUUUGGUCACUUUUUCCUACUUGAAGAUAACUCACACACUUUAACAUAAAACAUGGCAAUUUGGCAGAUUGCUGUUGGACCAGCCUUCACAAAGUUUAAACAGGACUUCUGGAAAACCAGCUCUGCUUCAUGCUUUUACUGUAAUAAUAUCCAAGCAUUGCUGUAAAUGAAUUGUAUAAAUUUAAUAUCUGUGGAUAAUGAAGUUAUAAACCUUGACUAGAUGUUCCAAAUUAAAUCUAAGGGGUGUUUUGUUUUUUUAAUUAAAAAAAUAGAUUAGAUUCAGUCACAUUUAAAUUGCUUGCCUGUUGAUAUAUUGGAAGCUUGCUUUAUGCUGCUGUUAUCGGACACAGUACCAUGUCAAAAAAUAACAAAGUAAAAAAAGAUUGCUCCUUGUCAGAAAAGAGUUAGUGGCUGCACAAACUGUCAAAAGGGAGAUUUAAACAGACAGCUGGAGAUACUCCUUAGUGAACAUUUGGACUCAUUAAAUCUCUUUGAGGCUAUUAUCAGAAUGAGUGCAGUAAUGGAAGUAAUAAACAAUGGUGCCUUAUUUUGUCAUUCAGCUGCUGCUUAUACCUCAUUUCUGAUAAUUGUUUCUAAAACACUUUUUUUAUCCAGCUUGAAUGAAUGUUUGCUCACAUGGCUUGCUAUAUAAAUACUUCAUUCAACAUUCCUCCCCCCUUUUAAGUUUAUUCAGCUUCCUUAAGUCAAACUCAGAUGGCACCAAAAUGUUAAAUGCUUAUCCAGUUGACUUUGAUAAUUUUUGUGUGCCCUUAAGUUAUACCUUGAUAAACUGCCACAUUAAGAUGUACGUUGAAGCUAUUUUAUGCCAUGGUUUGCUGCAUAGCACAUAUAUUUCCAGAAAGUAAAUGUUAUGGGUUGGGUUAUGCAUUAUUUGGUAGGGAUUUGAGAUUCCGUUUCCAGGUCACUUUAAAGAGCAAAAGAGCAUAGUAUCAGCUGCCGGUUGAGAAUAAGUUGCACUAGAAACUUUGGGUGAUGUGAUUGGGCACAAUAACAGUUUUUCAGUCUAUGAGCACUAAAAGAGUAAUCCAAGCACCUUAUUCACUCCAGUAGAAAUUGACUUGCUGAAAUGCGUGGAAGAUGUUCUGCACCACCUUUUAGUGGAUUGCACUCUGAAUCCACUGAUUUUAAUUGUAUUCUAGUUUUCUACAUUUGUGUGAUACUUAAGGAUAGGUUGCUAUAAAUAAAAUUUACUAACUGGUAAAACGAAUAUUUUAAAAAGCUGAUGUAGGAAGUGUUUAGAUUGCACCAUGGCCAAUAUCCAGCAUUCGCCAUACUUUGAAUAUGCCCAGUGAAAUCAAUGGACUCAUAAUUUAAGUCCCAUUAAUUUGAUUGGGUCUACUUUGAGCAUGACCUAGUUGGAUAUCACCUGAUACAUUUAAAGCUAAAGCCCAAAUACUUCUGAAUAAAGCUGAUCUCUCAACUGUCCAUAAUAAUGAGCUUAAAGCAAAAUUAUGCAAUGAUAAAUGAGGAUAAAGUAGACAAUGACAAUCUUUAUUGCUGGGCAACUGAACUAAAAUGUGAUCUAAUUUAUUUACCCUAAAGCAUAGUGAGGUCUCCAUUUUUGGACCUAAUACUAAAAAGUGCAGGGGAGAAAUGGGAAUAACAUUUUGCUGCCUGAAAUAUUUGUGGUCCAAUUGUAAUUGUAUUUCUCAGUGUCAAAUUACAUUGUGGCUAACAAAAGCUACUUGAGGUUUAAAAAGUCCUGGUUUUAUUAGCUUUGAGUUCAGUAUGUAAAUAAUAACCUAUAUAGUAAAUAGAAUAAACUAACUAGAUUGUAUUUCCUGCUCACUUGAUGCUUUUUGAGAUGCAUUCCAUUUCAUCAAUAGAACCACAACCAGACAGGAAAGUAGACUACUGUUUUUGUGAAACGUUCCAUUGAAUUACUGGAAGCAAUAUGUACUGCUUUUUUGCAGUCUGCUAAUAGAGCACAGUAUGUUACAGCACAAAACAUUAAAAAGACUCUUGGCUGGAUGCUGGUUAGAAUAUGUAUGCUAUCAUAUGGUAGCAUUUGCCAGUGUUUGUCUAUGCCUGUGCCUUUGCCCACCUUCACCACUUUUCAAAAUAAAGUACACGUUGGUAGAUCCUUAAACUGAUUUUCAUUUAACAUUAAAAACUGUAGAGGAACAACAUUAAUUUUGCAUCUCUUGAAUUAUUUAUAGUGGUGUGAUACACAACAGAUGAUUAUCUUAGUUUGGUAUACACAAAAGGGGAGGAGGGAAUAAUUGGGUUAACAUUUAACACUUUCGUGAUUUUAAAAUGUGGUCUUAAUGGCAUUUUAUACAUUGUUAAUCAAAGAAAAUCUUAUGCAACAUGUAUGGACUUCAGCUAGAAAGAAAAUCGUAUCUAUGUACUUUUGAGGAAAACAACUUGAUGUAAGAAAAAUGACCUCCACGUUUUCUGUACUAAAUAACCUGGCUAUGACUUUGCACUGAAUUUUUUUAAAUAUUACUGCUUUUUUAUGAUCUACACAUAUAUACGAACUCUUGAAAGAUCUUUGAUAUUUCUCUAUUUUUAAAAUUAAAAUGGUGCAGAAAUCUUAGUAUGUUGCCUUAAAAACCUGAUUGCUUUUUCUAGGAUACUAUACAGUGCAGCUUUAAAAUUGAAGAAAUUUUAUUUCUGGUAUUUGCAGAGUUAGGGCACAGUAUAAUGCAGAGUUAUGUAUGCUUAAACUCAUUUACACCAAUGGGCUUAAGUCUGUUUGUUUUAGAUUGUAGCCUAUGCAUGUUACAUGGAGGAAAACUAUUCAGGCAAUAUAGCACCAUUCUCACAAUCCAUAGGAAUUUAAUUUCCUUCUGUGCUUUGUACUCUCAUACUGUGACUAAAAAAAGUAUGGCAAAGGUUCAUAGAUAAUGAAAUGCAUUGGGAGCAAAUGUAGAAGUUUGCCUUGAAUUGUCUAUUUAUCUGUAAGAACCAAAUACUUCCAUUUAUAUUACACUGAUAGCUAAUAAGGAUGUACAGUACAGUAUUUCUAUCAGUAUCCUAACCCAUAAUAUGUGGGUUAAAUGUGACUCCAUAACUGUCCUACAAUUACAUUAAACACUAUUCUGGAAUAAA